CAGAUCGAAACACUACAGGUGACUAAUACUAUCGCUCUAAUUAUAGAUGAAGAAUCAGAAGAUAUUGGAGUUGAAGCUCUAAUUCUCAAGUCCGAUGAUGAGGUUACAACCCUUCAAUCUAAAAUCGUUACUUCUGGUAACAUUUCUAAAACUCAGAUUUAUGACUCAGAUGGUGAGAAUAUGGGUCUGCCCGUUCUCACUGCUUGGUCCACUCAG
Molecule: messenger RNA, 216 nt
Organism: Funneliformis mosseae
Lineage: Eukaryota; Fungi; Glomeromycota; Glomeromycetes; Glomerales; Glomeraceae
Source: the annotation of a GenBank genome assembly